AUGGAGGAUCCCGACAUGCGACAACAGAAGCUGGACAACCAGGUAAAGUAAUGGAUUAUACAUUUUGGUUGAUAUUUGGAUCUGAAUAGACUAGACUUGCCCUGUCAUGUUUUAAAUGGUGUCAGACUUUUAAUGCACUCCAAUUUACUUGCAGCUUGUUAUACAUAGUAAAAUUAUGCUUGAAUUUUAGGCUAUAUGGAGUUCCUUUUUGAUUCACAUAUAAGAUGAAUAUGGGCAGACUGGCAGAGGAUCAAAAGCCCAAACUUUUCCUCCUUAAAUUAGGUCACAAGUGGUUAAAACUGACGAAGAGCUCUCUUGAGUCUCAUGAGGUCAAGGCUUCCUGUGUCAGAACCACCUGCUGUUUGGAGCCACUGCUAACCUUUAUACCAGCUUUGUCUCAGCUGGAGUAGCCCGGUUUUAAAGGGCCUUUACCAGUAGAGAACAAGUGGGGCAAGUUCUGAUAUUCAUAUUAACAUCAAUAACUGUUGUGAUGUGCUGUGUAAACUUGGUAACACGUGUGUCGUGCUCAUAUUUAUGAAUAUUUUGUUUACGUAGCAUGUAGGGGGCUGAACCUGCACUGAUUAAGCCUAACAUUAACUUUAAUAGGAAUAAUCCCAAAUUACUCCCAUUUGAGUUGUAAAAAUGCAUGUUGACAGGUAUUUCAAAUCUAUGAAUCAGUGAUUCCAUCAUCCCCCACAAUGUCGUGAAAUACUGCCUCUCUUACAUGUUCAAUAGAAUUUAAUGAUCCAAAUCAGCCAAAGCACCAUUAAACCAAAUCUCAGGAGACCAUUAAACAGAGUUAGUGUUUUUAUUAGUUAUCCAUGCCUACUGUUUGUGCUCUUCGUUUGAUAGCUAGCUUAAACCUUUGAAAUUGGUGUUUUAAACUCAUUGGCUGAAAUCUGUCUCUUAAUCAAUUUGUAUUUAUAUCAACAUGUGCUGCUGACCUCUUAGCCAGGUCACCCUCCUAAAUGAGAUCUCAAUAUCAGUGGGUUAUUUACCUGGUUAAAUAAAAUAAAAACCUUAAGUGGAUCCUUAUCACGUUAAUUAUUUUAUUGUGUUGUUAUGAUAACAGUUGAUAAUCCUAUGGGCUUUGGUUUAUGGUGAGUUCAGUUUGUCAUAGUAUGACGAAAAAGAGCUCUAGGACAUUUGUAUUUAAUGAUAAAUACCAAUCCUACAUAUUUUUUACAAUAUGUGCCAUAACCAGUGUGUAUGACCCAAGUACUAGAAGUGGAAAGAUUACAUCUUGAACUUGUGGAAAUUUCAAAAGGUGAACGCGAAGUGAAGAUGCACUAUUUCUUUGAUUCAUAUUAAGUUUGAAUGAAUUCCGAUGCACAAUUGUCCCACAGCGAACCCUUCUAAUGAAAAAGCAGCAAAAGAAAAGAGCUGAUUCUCAAAUGGUGGUGGCCAACCGAGAUGCUCGGCAAAAGAAUCGAAAGCAGAGGGCUGUCUGCUCUGAUGAAACACCUUUGCUCAUCAGCCAAUCACUAAGCAACACUUCUCUUACUGGUUAGUAUGAGAAAUAAUCAUUACUUCAUCCACCCUGUGUCCUGCCUACAUGUUUAACUUUUUUUAAUGUUUUUUUUGUUUUUGAAGAUCAAGUUGAGCAUGCCCAUGAUAACCCACUGGAUGAGAUCACGCUGGGUGAGAGUGACAUAACAAUGAGCUCAGCAAUUGAUGGGCUGCCCUCGGAAAAGCUUAUGGCUCCAAAGACAAAGACAAUGAACUUAGAGGUUGACAAGGAGCCAGACAGGAAGAGUGAGGUGGAGAAUGAUGCCCAGGUGGAGGGGAAAAAAACAAAGAGGAAAGAAGUGAAAAAAGAUAAGGCCAAACGUAAGUUUUUCAAGUAUCUCACUCUGGUAUGAAUGCAUUUCAAUAUGAUUUCUGUUUUUUUUUCUAAUUGUGUGCAUGCAUAUUAGAAUUCUAAGGCUUUAAGCCAGCUUUUACAUGCACUAGUAAUGUCCUGCAUUUUUACAUUAAAAAUUGAUUUAUCAAAAUUUUAUUCCUUUUCAGAAAUUGAACAGAAUGAUGAAAAGGAGGAGAUGGAAAAAGAAAAUGAGAAAAAGGAGAAAAAAACAAAGAAAAAAGACAAAGCAAAGGAAUCUGAUAACCCUCAGAAGACAAACAAGACAACAAAACAAGAGGGGAAAAGUAAAACCAAUGUUCACUUUCUAAUGAGCAUAACAGUAAUAUCAUUUUAGAAUCAUAUGAAUACUCAGAGUUGAACUUGGAAUGAAUCCAGCUACUGGUUAAGAAACUAUGAGAAUUUCUAUUUGCACAAUAAAAUAUUAAAACGCUCAAUCUUUGUUUCUGAUUCUCCUCAUUUGCAGAGAAGAAGGCUUCAACCCAGGAGACAGAGGCAGAGGUGGAGGCAGCGAGCAGCCCAAAAGAUAAGAAUCAUGACCAAAGUGACGAUGAGGGAGAUUCACAGAAGGCCAAACCUCAAUCACCUAAGAGGAAAAAAAAACUUGACACAAGUAAAAGAAAAUAUCUUCUCAAAUACAUCACCAAGAAUAUUGUACAGCUGCUGUAAAAAAUAAUGAUUCAUGUGUCAUUUUUCAGCCCGGUGCCAAAUAAGUGAUGAAAGCAAAGAUGAAGAAAAUGAGGGGAAUGGGAAGAAGGGGAAAAAAGCACACAAAUCUGAGAAGAUAACACACAGUCUAGCAAGUCUAAACUCAAACUACAGAGAGAGUUCAUCUUCAGGCAGUGAAAAAUAUGAAAGGGUGAGACGUAAUGAAAAACAAAUACAUUAACAAUCAGGAAAGUUUGUUCCUUCUUUUGGUUUAAUUGGAAAGUUUAUGAGUCACAUUCUGUCAUUUCAGUCAAUAUCUCCAAUGUCAGUGGAGGAUCUUGAGAAGUUUGCUUUGCGUCCAGCUCCGAGAGAUGUGACUAUCCAGUGCAGGGUCACCAGAGACAGGCGAGGGAUGGAGAAGGGCAUUUACCCAACUUACUACCUACACAUGGAAAAGGAGGACGGCAAAAGGGUGAUCUCUUAUGCCAAAACUUUAACAAUGUGCUCAUUGAUUUUAGCUUGAAUGAUCCGUGAAAUUCUUCUCAUUGAUUCUCUGUUUCUGUUUUAAUAUUUGUUUGUUGUUUCAUCAUCAAGGUGUUUCUAAUGGCAGGCAGAAAAAGAAAGAAGUGCAAAACGUCCAACUAUCUCAUCUCCACUGAUGCAACAAAUCUGUCCAGAGACACAAACUGCUACAUAGGAAAACUAAGGUAUGACUCUUUUACCUCUAACUUAUAAAAGCACAUUAUUUUUUAUUUCAACCGCAUUAUAUUAUCAAAACUGUUAGCAAAUUCUGUGUUAUGUGAUUUAAUCCCCUUCAGGUCAUGUUUUAAAAUCCAUCAUUAUCUUUCCAAAUAAAUGACACAGACCCAUCAUAGUAGGAACAACACUGGAAUAGCUUGUAUUAAUAACAGAGGCUCUGCUCCAUGGGAUUGCCUCAUUAAGUUCUGCUAAUUAGACAGUAUGCCUAACACCAGGUCUUUGGCACUGAAACAAGGGAGUUGGAAUGGAGCCAUCAUUAAUAGUAUUAUCGACACCUCGCGUGUGCAGCGCACUAAGCUGCACACCUUUCCUGAAGUCAGCAGAAUACAGGGAAAAUAGUGAUGCACAAUAAGUGGGCUCAUGUGGUCCUCAGCAAAGUCCAAAAAAGAAGGUUGUGCUAAAAUUUGGAAAAUUACAUUUUGUUUCUUCACCUUCCACUCACUUGUUCUUAAAACCUUCUCUGAAAAUAAACAGUGACACUGGAGGAGUCAUAUCUUACAUUUGUUACAAGGGGUACUUAACAAGCUGUACCCAAAGUUUAAAUGCUGCUGUGAAUUUUGGGUAAAAUAAUACACAGCAAAUUUUGGAGGAAGAUAAAAGGAAGAGCACCACUGUAACUUCAAAAAUAUCCCUUUUACAUGACUAUUAACAUUAUCAUCUCUCUCCUGGAUCAAAAAUCCUGUGUCUAAUAGAACGUAUGUGUUCCAGGUCCAAUGUUCUGGGCACGAAGUUUACGGUCUAUGAUGGAGGGGAAAAUCCUGAAAAGAAGCCUUUUAUCAAAGAGUGUGAAUCAUUGCGGCAAGAACUGGCAGCAAUUUGCUAUGUGAGUUCAAACUCAUUCUAUUUAAUUUAUUCUACAUUAAAGAGCAUGACAUACACACAGAUUUUCAGUUCCAGUUUUAAAGCAUCUAAUUUAGUAUUUAGUGUUUGAUAUUUGCUUUGUUAAAGCCUUAAGUGACCUUUUCUGGAAACAAGGUGGCUGUGUUCGCUUGAAGCCACACAGCCCAAAAAACUUUUUGGUUGUUGAUUUUGCUCUACUUUGACCAAAUAUAUACCACAUUUUCUUGAAGAGGACAUAAAAUUUGCAUUAGAGACUCUUACCCUUUCAUGAAUAUGUUUGAUAAGUUGUGAUCUAAACUGAGAAGUAAGUGUGUUAUCCCAUCUGGUUUAAUACAAUCAGACUUUUAUUUAAAUAUGUGCAGUUGCCCCCUGCUGGUCAUUAGAAAGAAUACAGGUCCAAGGCCCUUCAUUGGUUUUCACUUUUGAAACCAAAAGAAUAUGUCCGCCUCCUAUUUAUAGUCUAUGCAUUUAAGCAUGAUAUAAACCUGUGUUAAACUAGCAUCAUCUUAUUGCAGGAGACAAAUGUGCUGGGCUUUAAAGGUCCCAGAAAGAUGACUGUGAUCAUCCCUGGCAUGCUGGAGAAUGACGAAAGAGUGUCCAUUCGUCCCAAAAAUGUAGGUUUGGUCUGUAAUCAUUGAAUUUAUAACAUUUAAAUAGAGAAUACAUCCUCAGUUUAACUUGUGUUACAGGAUCUUGAGACUCUACUAGUCCGUCAUGCCAACAACAACACAGAGAAACUGGUCACACUGGUGAACAAAUCCCCAAGCUGGAACGAACAGACUCAGUCAUAUGUGCUUAACUUUCAUGGACGUGUCACACAGGCUUCUGUCAAGAACUUCCAGAUCAUCCACCCUGACAACGGUAAGAUGCGCCAACCUUCUUAUUUCUCAAAAGUAAAAUCACCAUCAUAUCUUAUUCUGUAGUGCUAUCAACUGUCCCUGCACUUUCCCAGAUGACUAUAUAGUGAUGCAGUUUGGCCGUGUAGCUGAGGAUGUCUUCUCCAUGGACUACAGUUUCCCCCUGUGUGCCCUGCAAGCCUUUGCCAUCACCCUGUCAUCAUUUGAUGGUAAACUGGCAUGUGAGUGA
Molecule: messenger RNA, 5194 nt
Organism: Xyrichtys novacula (pearly razorfish)
Lineage: Eukaryota; Metazoa; Chordata; Actinopteri; Labriformes; Labridae
Source: the annotation of a GenBank genome assembly